Macrobrachium nipponense is the source of this 625-nucleotide messenger RNA. Its product is annotated as U-scoloptoxin(01)-Cw1a-like. Gene Ontology annotation, molecular function: chitin binding. The record is from RefSeq and is a predicted model, not a curated record. Bases 83 to 487 code for a protein of 134 amino acids. The transcript is spliced from 2 exons. Gene Ontology annotation, cellular component: extracellular region. NCBI's taxonomy places the organism in Eukaryota, Metazoa, Arthropoda, Malacostraca, Decapoda, Palaemonidae.
UGCACAGUUGUCCCAGCAUCUUCGCAUCCGCGUCUCAUCUGCUUCUUCUACUUCUCCUCUCUCGAGGCAACGAAUUCAAGACAUGAAAGUCGCCGCUCUGGUCUGUGUUCUGAUGGGCGUGGCAGCAGCCCUUCCAGGCCUUCGUCUGCGCCGCGACUCAACGCCCUUCCAGUUCGAACUGCCUUCCAACGCCUCCCUCAUCCUGGGCACGAUCCGAACGGGCUUCGACUGCGCUAACCUCCCCUACGGGUACUACGCCGACCAAGACAACAACUGCGCCGUCUUCCACGUCUGCCUUCCCUACAUCGACCACGACCUCUUCGUCGUCCGCCAGCUCUCCUUCUUCUGCGGCGAAGGGACCGUCUUCGACCAGGAGCGCCUCGUCUGCGACUUCCCCGCCUUCGCCCUCCCUUGUUCCGAGGCCGCAGCCUACAGGAGGUCCAACGAGUACUUCGGCCGACCGGAGGUUAACUUCCUGGAAAAAUAAGAGGCCUGAAGAACAGUGACUUUCUCUUCCCAAUAAUCUUUUGUUUGUUUGUUCUAAAAUCAUCGUGCGCAUCUCUCUCCCGAAGUUCCUAACCCCUCUCAUCAUUUGUUUAUAUGUUGAAUAAAAGUUACACCAGGA